CCGCACGUGGGCAAGCCGGAUCUCUGUGCAGGAGUUGUACCCGACAGGGGAGAUGCAGCUUCCGGCCGGGCUCCGAGCCUUAGAAUAGCAGAGUGUAGGCGGCUUGUGGGGGCGGGUCGGGUCGGGUCGUGGACCCGUGUGACGUAGGGGCGUACAGAGGAUGUCCCCUGGAUAGUUGGGACUCUCCCGGGUACUCAGUGCGUGAAGUGUGCGGAGUCUGUGCCUACUUGCUCCCGUUUCUAAAGAGAAGGGACGGGUUACAGGUUCGCCUUGAGUUACUGCCCAGGCAAGGACGCCUUGUAGUGAGGGGAAGAACAGCAGCCUGCAAUAGAAGACUGUGCACCGCCCCUUGUAAGGACAGAGGCGAAAGGGUUUUAGUCUGGAAGCAGUUUCCAGGAAGUGGGUCUCUGGGCCUGUUUUCUCUCAGAGGGCAGCUGCAGAACGCAUCUCUUCUAUUGCUGUACUGUUAGAAAAAGGUAGACAAGGGUGGUCUCUUACGUUUGUAUAUGCGCAGUGCAUACUCCUGGUGGCAAAGCAUAAUUUGGUAUAUGGUAACUGCUGAGCAUUAUUUCAGGGCUAAAAGCCACCUGGAGGGUGCACUGUAGGGCAGGUCCCAGGUGAAGGGGUCUCCUCCCUUAGCUGAUCUAAAAGGCUAGAAUCAUACUCGCCCCUCCUCUUGGGAAUUCUCGUCUUAGGAUAGUCAUUUUUGCCCCGAAGACUACCCUAGGACCGAGAACUGCAGCCGUGUCCUCCAGCAGCCAGCCAGGCAGCACAAAAUCAGCAAAGGGCUGGCUGGGUACUUGAGCCGCAGGGAAGCUGGUACAGCCCAUCUACGAAAGAGUCCUGGCUAUGUGACUUAACCUUGUCAAUUUUUAUAUUUUUCAGUACAAAUUAGCAAUGAACUUCCUAUUUUCAGAUUUUGUAAUGCUAGCACAGGUUCAUGUCAGAGAAGCAGGACUGCAAGCAGAUGGGGUGCUUCAAGGAGCAGUUAUGUCUGUCCUAUACCCAUCUCUGGAGGACCUGAAGGUGAGCCAAGUCAUCCAGGCCCAAGCCAGAGCCUCACCCAGGAUGCUCACUCCGUCAGCCCCGAUGGCUUCUGCACCCCCACUUUCAGAGUUGUACCCAAACUUGGCAGAACUGGAGAGUUAUAUGGGGCUGUCCCUCUCUAGCCAAGAAGUCCAGAAGAGCCUGCCUCAGAUUCCAGAUGGUGACAAUAUGGUGGUCACUAGCCCCGGGCCUGGCCAGGUGGCAGCGCCAGUCUCUGGGAACAACCUGGGGGUGCUGCGUGCAGAGAUCAAGCCUGGCAUGCGUGAGAUCCACCUGUGCAAGGACGAGCGUGGCAAGACUGGACUGCGCCUGCAGGCUGUUGACAAGGGGCUCUUUGUGCAGCUGGUCCAGGCCAACACCCCUGCAUCCCUCGUGGGGCUGCGCUUUGGGGACCAGAUCCUGCAGAUUGACGGGUGUGACUGUGCUGGGUGGAGCACAUACAAAGCUCACAAAGCACUGAAGAAGGCAUCCGCGGAGAAGAUUGUCAUGAUUGUUCGGGACAGGCCGUUCCAGCGGACUGUCACUAUGCACAAGGACAGCUCAGGCCAAGUUGGAUUUUUCAUCAAGAAGGGGAAGAUUGUAUCCGUGGUAAAGGGAAGCUCCGCAGCCCGUAAUGGACUUCUCACCAACCACUACGUGUGUGAGGUGAACGGACAGAACGUCAUUGGGCUAAAGGACAAAAAGAUUACGGAGAUUCUGACCACAGCCGGAAAUGUCGUCACACUGACUAUCAUCCCCACUGUGAUCUACGAGCAUAUGGUCAAAAAGUUGUCCCCACUGCUGCUUCACCACACCAUGGACCACUCCAUUCCAGACAUCUGAAGUCACGGGCAGCCCAGGCCUCCCGCCAUCCUGCAGCAGAUGGCAGUCCUCAGAUGACAGGUUGCAGCUGGCUUGCUGCCUGGGUCUGGGUACUGCAGGGGUCAUGUCCCAGGUGGACGCAUAUUGGAUGAGUCUGUCAUUGCUGUUUCCAGGCCUCCUUGGAUCCUGACUCCUCGCUAUGCUGAGGUACAGGAGGGACUGAGGUUCUCUGUACCCUAGCUGCUGGGCACUUAGGCAGAAUGGCAGAAUGUCACCGAAGGCAGCUGGGUCCCUCUGCAGACUUUCGCCUCUUCUAGAAAGUCAGCCACCUGACUUGACAGAGGAAUUCCUCGUGUGUUCUUUGCCUUCACUGAUCUUUGUCACAGAUUGUAUAUAGAUUACUUGUGUAACCCUUUACUGUCUUUUGAAUAAAGAGUGGAUUUUAAACACA
Molecule: messenger RNA, 2299 nt
Organism: Peromyscus californicus insignis
Lineage: Eukaryota; Metazoa; Chordata; Mammalia; Rodentia; Cricetidae
Gene: Sdcbp2
Product: syndecan binding protein 2
Exons: 9
Coding region: 898-1869 (323 amino acids)
Cellular component (GO): cytoplasm; plasma membrane
Molecular function (GO): protein binding
Source: RefSeq, a predicted model, not a curated record